Molecule: messenger RNA, 688 nt
Organism: Scatophagus argus
Lineage: Eukaryota; Metazoa; Chordata; Actinopteri; Scatophagidae
Gene: ghrh
Product: growth hormone releasing hormone
Exons: 5
Coding region: 141-572 (143 amino acids)
Biological process (GO): positive regulation of growth hormone secretion; positive regulation of multicellular organism growth; positive regulation of cell population proliferation
Cellular component (GO): extracellular region; perikaryon; terminal bouton
Molecular function (GO): growth hormone-releasing hormone activity; peptide hormone receptor binding; growth hormone-releasing hormone receptor binding
Source: RefSeq, a predicted model, not a curated record
GCUACUUCGGUGCCUUGUGCAGAAAAAUGGGGCUGGUUGAGGGAAACUGUGGUUUCAGCAUUUUUUUUUUUUUUCUAAUGUAAUUUCUACUCCUGUCAUUUAUUCUGGCUGUCCAUUCUUCUCCAGGACUAGCUGUGAAGAUGGAGAAAUCUGCACUGCUGCUGUUUUGUUGCCUGGUCAUGUCGUUAUCGGGCUCCCCACUCUACCCAUCCAUCAGGUUCGGCCAGAGGGAUACAUCCAUCCUGAUGACAUCCUCUAUAAAGAAUCCAGCAGAAGCAGAGCAGCUGGAGGAAGACACAAGUCCUCCCAGGGAGCUGGCAGAGUUACGCUCAGUACGCCACGCUGAUGCCAUCUUUACAAACAGCUACAGGAAAGUCCUGGGACAAAUCUCAGCCAGGAAGUUCCUUCAGACAAUCAUGGGCAAACGCCUGGGAGGUGACAGAGAGAGUUACAUGAAGCGACAGUCAGAUAUCUACGAAGGGACGUAUAAAGAAGAUCUUACAUCCAUUCAGAGUAAUCAGAGAUACAGAGAAGUGCGUGGGAAUGUCGUGAGGCCCAGACUGCUGAGCUGAGAAGCUCCUUGCUGCUGCACUAUUCACAACCAUCACUGCUUGUUUUCUUAUAUUUCAUCCAAGCUGUUCUCUGCGGGUGAAAAUCAUGUCGUCUUUUUUUUGUAUUCCCAUUAAAG